This is a messenger RNA of Aphanomyces invadans, 171 nucleotides long. RefSeq lists its product as hypothetical. The transcript has a single exon. The record is from RefSeq and is a predicted model, not a curated record. The coding region runs from base 1 to 171 and encodes 56 amino acids. NCBI's taxonomy places the organism in Eukaryota, Oomycota, Saprolegniomycetes, Saprolegniales, Verrucalvaceae.
AUGCUUUCGCCAAGCGUGUCGAAGAGGUUCUCAAAAAGUAUGGAAUUGAAGACAUAUACAACGCAGACCAAACGGGAAUCAAUUAUGAGUAUUUACCCAAAGAAACAAUCGACACAAAGGGUUCCAAGACCGUGUGGAUCAAGUGCGCCGGUCACGAGAAGGACCGCAUGA